AUGAAAACUGUACAACCACGUACAGAAAAAUAUGAAGAACUCAAAUCAAAACCAACACUUAGAUUUGUACCAACUAAUACUUUAGAUGAGAAGCGAGAACCAAUUUUUGUAAAAGGCAUAAAAUUAAUUAGUGAAGACUUCAAAGUGACUCAGACUGCUGCAGAUAAGACUGAUGUUAUAUCUAUUGGAAGUGUAGAAGUACAUAGGAAAAAUAAAAGACAUGGACCUGCUAAUGGAGAGACACCAAAAUCUUCAAAGAUUUCUACCUCAACACCAAAGAAACCUCUUUCUUCUCCGCGAAAGCCCCCAAUAAAAAAUGGAGUGACAUCACCAACAAAGACAAAAAUUCCACCAAUCAAAGCACCUGUUGGUCAAACCCCCAGUCCCAACGUGAAGAAUGUUACUUCAAAAAUAGGAUCUUUUCAAAAUAUGAAACAUAAACCAGGAGGAGGAGAAAAGAAAGUUGUAACGCAGAAGCUCGAGUGGAGUGCAACUUCUAAAGUGGGUUCUUUAGAAAAAGCUACUCAUAGGCCAGGUGGCGGUGCAAAAAAGAUUCAAACUCAAAAGUUAGAAUGGAAAGCUGAAUCCAAGGUUGGGAGUAAGAGCAACUUGAAACACUCGCCAGGGGGAGGAAAAGUUAAGAUUGAAAACCGGAAAAUGGAGUGGAAGGCCACAUCAAAAAUUGGUUCAUUGGAUAACAUAGAACAUAAACCUGGUGGUGGUGAUGUUAAAAUAAAAUCAGAGAAACUCAAUUUUCGAGAAAAAGCAUCACCGCGAAUUGGAUCCGUUUCUGAGAGAGGAAGCAGUGUUGGUUCUGAAACACAGAGUCCAGUUCCUUCGGUAUCACCGCCACCAAGCGAGCCCCCUACUGAAAUACAUAUUACCGAAGCGCCACCUGUGGAGAAGAACCCACCACCACCUCAAGAAAAUGAAGACAACUCUAAAUCGGUUGUUCAGCCUACAAGUCCAACACCUGAAAAGGAUUCGAACGAAACAAUUCUUUCAUCCGAACCUAAACCGACUCCCGAGGAAGACACACCAGCAAAUACAGCAACCGUCAGUGAAAUCCCCGUCACUGCUACCGCGCCAUCUGUGGACGAAAAUAUUAAACAGGAAGAUACUCCACAAAGCUACUGAGAGAGAGAGAUAGAAGUUGGAGGUUGAAAGAAUAAAGAUAUCAUUCAAGCCUUGAGGGAAAGGGGUGGGGUGGGGACUAAUCUUUAAACUGUUAAAAACGUAAAAUGUCUUGGGAUCUUUCCCAGGUCUCUAAGCUCUGUUAUAUGUGUUUCAUUGUUUAUCUGUUUGCUGCUUAAUACCGUAAAGUUUUUGUUCUAUCUUACAUCAGUGUUUAUUAUAUGAUAGUGAUUGAAACUAGCGUUAAUCACCUGUACUUGUAGCUUCUGACAAACACGUAUGUUUAGAUACCAUUUUUGUUCCCACUGAAUGUGUUUUAUAGGAGUAAUGGUAAUUUACUUAGUACACCUAACUUCACUUGCAACAGGGCUAGUUUUUAAUCAUUCUUUCAUUCUAUAAUAUCUCAGUAAAGUUUUUCACCCACAUUCCUUUGUUGCUUAUUUUUAUUAUAUAUUUUACUUAUGGAACUCGGUUUGUUGAAAAAAUUACUCUUUAAUUACAGUUCUAUCACGAAAAGAAAAAAAACUUCGUGUUCCCUUGAGUCGGCCAUCUUUAGUUUUUGAUGGAAACAUCACACCGACAGUCUAAACAUAACUUUACUGCCAAACAAAAUGGACAAUGAAUUAGAAAAAUUAUCAUCAGUUUUACUUAUUAAAUUUUAGAAUGUUUUAUAACCGUUUUAAAUCAUCUUUAAUAAAUAACACCAGUUCGUUUCUUCAAAUUUUUAUCAAGUAUGAAUUUCUACCUUCAUUUUAUCGUAGUUCCAUAUUUCUCUUAUAGAUGUCGUUGAGGUUGAACUUCACCACUCCCACCGGAGAUAUGACAAAUAAUAUUAGUUAUAUAACUCGAUGUGAAACUUUCUAGUUAGGAACAAAAUGUAGCUAAUAACUGAACAAUGCUCACCAGGUUUCGAUACCCGCGGUGGGCAGAACACAGGCAGGCAGCCCAUUUUGUAACUUAGCAACAAACAGUAACUGAACAAAUUAAUUGUCAAGUAGUUAAUGAUGUACCGAGUUGAACCAUUUUGUUGUCUGCUGUUUGGGUCUCCGUAGUAACGAACCAUAGAAACCAAAUUGUUGUUAUCCUACUACUUUUAAAAAUAUGCCGAGAACACAUAUAUAGAGUAAGACAUUGUUUUUUUGUUUGAAUUCUGUCAGAAAUAAGAUGUUAGAAAUUUGUUUUUCUGUUUAGAGUUUGACUUUGAUAGUUCAAAAAUAGGAAAGUCGAACCCUAAAAUUCAGGGCUAAGGGGUGCUUUUCUGACUGUAAGUUUUUUUUUUUAUAGAAAGUGUUAAAUAUGUGUUAAAAACAUCCUAAGUAGGAAGCACACUUAUAGCUAGGGUUUUUUAAUAUUAAAUAAAGAUUUGCUAGAACGCUAAUUUAAUCUCUCAACAAUUGCUGACGUUUUAUCAAGGAGAACUGUGAUUCGUAGAGAAGACGAGUUUAUCGUUUCAAAAUGACCAUGGUCUUCAUCGUAGUGGUAGUUAGUAGGUCUCUUAACUGCGUUUAUUUGAAUACGAUACUAGUUCGUAUAAUUGUCGUACAGUAUGCACUGUGACAUCAUUAUCACGUUCCAAUUGGGCCAUUUGUUUAUGUUCCGUGAUGUAUAUUUCAGUUGAUGUUAAUAAAGCUUUGGCACAACAAAUUCUACUGGAUAA
Messenger RNA from Limulus polyphemus (Atlantic horseshoe crab), 2791 nucleotides. Its product is annotated as microtubule-associated protein tau-like. Gene Ontology annotation, molecular function: microtubule binding. The coding region runs from base 1 to 1137 and encodes 378 amino acids. Gene Ontology annotation, cellular component: neuron projection. The record is from RefSeq and is a predicted model, not a curated record. Gene Ontology annotation, biological process: microtubule cytoskeleton organization; neuron projection development. NCBI's taxonomy places the organism in Eukaryota, Metazoa, Arthropoda, Merostomata, Xiphosura, Limulidae. The transcript has 7 exons.